Molecule: messenger RNA, 318 nt
Organism: Mesorhabditis spiculigera
Lineage: Eukaryota; Metazoa; Nematoda; Chromadorea; Rhabditida; Rhabditidae
Source: the annotation of a GenBank genome assembly
AUGGGUAUCUGGGUUCUCCCAGUUGUAGGUCAGGCCCGCUUCGACGGAAAACUCGUUGGUUUUGUCGAAAUAUGUGUAUCCACCGCCGGCGUCAAGCGAUGCCUGGCCAAGUCCGAUGUUCACCAAUCGAUCCGGGUCUUACGCGCCGACUGGCAGGUUACCCAUGCUAGUGCCCAACAAGUAGACGUCGCUUGCACCCUUCAAACUGUCGUUCGCUCCACCGGAAAAGCUUCUGCCACGGGGACCGGUCAAUGUCGCAUCCACGCUCGCUUCGGAUUUCCCAACGGCGGCUACCAUCGAGAUUGCAGCUUGAGCCCC